Colletotrichum chrysophilum is the source of this 234-nucleotide messenger RNA. RefSeq lists its product as uncharacterized. The transcript has 2 exons. The coding region runs from base 1 to 234 and encodes 77 amino acids. The record is from RefSeq and is a predicted model, not a curated record. Lineage: Eukaryota; Fungi; Ascomycota; Sordariomycetes; Glomerellales; Glomerellaceae.
AUGGCCAAUGUCGAUGACCAUGACGCGAUCAAGGAGCUCGCGAGAGUAUGGGUCUUCUGGGUACUUCCAUUCGAAGAAAGACAAAGCAGACUCUGGUCUGGCUAUGGCGUUGAUGCCGAAGACAACAAAGAUGGCACCGUAGAAAUUGGCGAGGAUGGUGAGGACGCGUCUUCGCCCAAACACGUAUCCGAGCGCGCCGCCGAAGGCAGCAGUGAUGACAGCGUUGCCACCUAG